UUAGAUGAGUAAACAAUGACAGUUGACUUUGGAGUCUGGUAGUUAUUGAAUAUUUCUAUCUGCACUGCACUGCCAGCCAUCCAAAAACAGAAGUAUUAUCCAUUCAUGUGAGUCUUUGCUCCUGAAUUGCAAUUACUAUUAUCCUUCAAUCUAUAUAGCAAUAUGGCUGCAACUGUGGUGGGAGGCGCAUUUCUCUCGGCUACAAUUCAAAUCAUAGCAGACAGACUUACCUCCUCGGAGUUUCGUGUUUUCAUCAGAAACACCAAGUUCAAUUACUCACUACUGGAAGAGUUGAAAACAACACUAUCAGCUCUUCAAGCUGUGCUGGCUGAUGCAGAACAGAAGCAGUUUAAGGAUCUUCAUGUUAAACAAUGGGUUGAAGACUUGAAAGAUGCAUUAUUUGAUGCUGAAGAUUUGCUCAACUUAAUCAGCUACGAUGCCCUGCGAUGCAAGGUGGAGAACACACCAGUUGAUCAGCUGAAGUACUUGCCUUCAAAAUCUAUAAAUAUCAAUUCAAAGAUGGAGAAGAUGUGUAAAAGGCUGCAAACUUUUGUCCAGCUGAAAAACAUCCUUGGCUUGCAGAGAACUGUAAGUGGUAGAGAUUCUCAUAGAACGCCUUCGUGUUCAGUGGUAAACGAAUCUGUUGUUGUAGGUAGGAAGGAUGAUAAGAAUACACUCAUCAAUAUGCUGGUAUCAGACUGUGGCACAAGCAGAAAUAAUAACUUAGGUGUUGUUGCCAUUUUGGGUAUGGGAGGUGUCGGUAAAACUACUCUUGCACAACUUGUUUACAAUGAUGAAAAAGUUCAACAACAUUUUGAUUUCAAAGCUUGGGUUUGUGUAUCCGAGGACUUCGAUGUUGUGAGAGUAACCAAGUCUCUCCUUGAAUCUGUUGUUAGAAAUACAACAUCUGCUGCUUCAAAGGUCUGGGAAAGUGAUAAUCUUGAUAUUCUUCGAGUUGAAUUAAAGAAAAACUUGAGGGAGAAAAGAUUUUUGUUUGUGUUGGAUGAUCUAUGGAAUGACAAUUACAAUGAUUGGGAUGAGCUGGUAAGUCCGCUCAUUGAUGGAAAACCUGGAAGUUCGGUAAUUAUAACAACACGUCAACAAAAAGUUGCAGCGAUGGCACACACAUUUCCAAUUCAUAAAUUAGACCCUCUGUCACAAGAAGAAUGUUGGUCUUUACUAUCGAAGCAUGCAUUGGGAAGUGAUGAGUUUCACGAUAGUAAGAACACAGCCCUUGAAGAAAUUGGCAGGAAGAUUGCAAGAAAGUGUGGUGGAUUGCCAAUAGCGGCUAAAACACUAGGAGGUCUUCUACGUUCAAGGGUAGAUAAAAGGGAGUGGACUGCAAUUUUAAACAACAAUGUAUGGAAUUUACCAAAUGAUAAUAUUAUGCCUGCUUUGCAUUUGAGUUAUCAUUAUCUUCCCUCUCAUUUGAAAAGAUGUUUUGCAUAUUGUUCAAUUUUUCCGAAGGACUAUCCACUUGAUAGGAAGAAAAUGGUUUUGUUGUGGAUGGCAGAAGGCUUCCUUGAUUGUUCUCAAGGGGGAAAAUCAGCGGAGGAAUUAGGUGAUGAUUGUUUUGCUGAAUUGUUAUCUAGAUCGCUAAUUCAACAAUCAAAUGAUGAUGCUCGUGGAAAAAUGUUUUUCAUGCAUGAACUUAUCAACGAUUUAGCUACAGUUGUAUCUGGAAAAAGUUGUUCUAGGUUUGGAAGUGGCGACAUCUCUGAAAAGGUUCGUUAUUUGUCAUAUAAUCAAGAAGGGUAUGACACUCUCACAAAGUUCCCUACCCAUUUCAAAUGCUUGAGAAGCUUCUUACCCAUUUACUAUUGGAGCUUACAAAUUUACUUAUCCAUGAAGGUGGUUGAUGAUUUGCUACCAUCACUCGAAUGGUUGCGUGUGUUAUCUCUAUCAGAGUAUACAAACAUCACCAAACUACCGGAUUCUGUUGGCAAUUUGAAGCAGUUGCGGUAUCUAGACCUCUCCUCCACUAAAAUACAAAGCUUGCCAGAUACAGUAUGUAAACUUUACAAUUUGCAAAGCUUGAUUUUAUUAGGUUGCGUGUGUCUCACUGAAUUGCCAGUUCAUAUGGGAAAUUUAAUCAGUUUACGUCAUCUUGAUAUAAGUGGAACAGAUAUAAAGGAAUUGCCAAAAGAAAUUUGUGGACUAGAAAACCUUCAAACUUUAACCGUUUUUGUAGUGGGGAAGCAACAAGUAGGGUUAUCUAUCGAAGACCUUAAGAAAUUUCCACAUCUACGAGGAAAACUUACGAUUAAGAACCUGCAUCAUAUCAUUGAUGCCAAGGAGGCACAUGAUGCCAACUUGAAAAACAAAGAGCAAAUUGAAGAGUUAGAACUGCUUUGGGGAAAACAUAGUGAAGACUCGCAAAAAGUGAAAAUUAUGCUUGAUAUGUUGCAACCUUCAAUGAACCUGAAGAGCCUUAAAAUUGAUUUGUAUGGUGGGACAAGCUUUCCAAGUUGGUUGGGAGAUUCUUCGUUUUCUAACAUGGUGUCCCUUUGCAUAAGUAAUUGUGAAUAUUGUGUGACACUUCCACCGUUGGGGCAGCUAGCUUCUCUCAAGGACCUAGAAAUAUAUGGUAUGAAGAUGCUGGAGACAAUUGGCCCAGAGUUCUACAAUGUCCAAGUAGGAGAAAGUUCCAUUUCUUCCUUCCAACCAUUUCCAUCCCUUGAGCUUAUGAAAUUUCACGACAUGCCAAAUUGGAAGGAAUGGCUUUCUUUUGAAGGAAGCAAUUCUGCUUUUCCUCGUCUUAAAACUCUCGAGUUACACAAGUGUCCCGAACUUAGGCGACAUUUUCCUAUUCACCUCUAUUCCAUAGAAGAAAUUGAAAUAGAAGAUUGCGGUCAUCUAUUGGAAACACCGCCUACUAUGCAUUGGCUAAUGUCAAUUAAAGAAAUAAAAAUUAGGGGAGAUUUAGAUUUUGAGGGGUCUAGUGAAAGAAUCCAAUGGCCGUUGCUUGAAAGUGGUUCUCCGUGCUUGCUGCAGAGUGUUGCGAUUGAUAGUUGUUUGGCGCUUUUGUCUCUGCCAAAGAUGAUUAUGAGCAGCAGCUGUCUUCAAUACUUGCAUCUCUAUCAAAUUCCGUCUCUCAUUUCAUUUCCGAUGGAUGGUCUACCAACAUCACUACAGUCAAUUAGUAUUCAUUAUUGUGCCAAGUUAGCAUUCAUGCCUCCUGAAACAUGGAGCAAUUACACGUCCCUUGUGAGUUUGACAAUAUUGAGUAGCUGUGAUGCACUUACAUCCUUCCAACUUGAUGGUUUCCCUGCGCUCCAAAUGCUUCACAUUGGUUAUUGUACUAGUCUAGAUUCAAUUUUUGUUUCAGAAAGUCCUUCAUGUUAUCCAACAAGACUCCAAUCACUUGAAAUCAGAUCGCAUGAUUCAAUUGGAUUGUUUAAAGUCAAGCUUAAGAUGGACAUGCUCACUGCUCUUGAACAUUUGGUUUUGGAAUGCGGAGAGUUGUCAUUUUUUGAAGGAGUUUCUCUACCUCCCAAUUUGCAAUCAAUUGAUAUUCAGUUCCUAAAAACAACUCCGCCUGUAAGGGAAUGGAGUCUUCAAGGCCUCACUGCUCUUUCAAGUUUUAGUAUUGGAGGUUGUGUUGAUAUUGUUAACACCUUGUUAAAGGAGCCGCUGUUACCCAUCUCCGUUGUGUCUCUGACUAUCGGUUAUCUCUAUAAAAUGAAGUCCUUUAAAGGAAAUGGGCUUCAGCACCUCUCCUCUCUCGAAAAUCUCCACUUUCGUAACUGUCAACAGCUUGAGUCGUUUCCAGAAAACUACCUCCCUUCCUCGCUGAAAUCGCUUCAGUUUUGAUUUUGUCCAAGACUUGAGUCAUUACCAGAAGAAAGCCUCCCCGAUUCUCUCAAGCUACUGGUCAUUUCGAGAUGCCCUGCAUUAGAAGAAAGGUAUAAAAGGAAGGAACAUUGGUCCAAAAUUGCUCACAUCCCUGUCAUAGAAAUAGAUGGACAUGUCACAAUAUGAAGGUUGUAUGUUUCAAAGCCGAUGUAGCACACACAGAUUAGGUUCUGCUAUAGGAGAGGUUGUUCACAAAGAUAACAUUGUUUUAGAUUGAAACAAGAAUAUUCUUUUGUAAACACAUUGUUAAGUACAUCAUCAUUAUUAUAUCCUUUAUUUUAUUUUA
This is a messenger RNA of Vicia villosa (hairy vetch), 4141 nucleotides long. Its product is annotated as putative disease resistance RPP13-like protein 1. NCBI's taxonomy places the organism in Eukaryota, Viridiplantae, Streptophyta, Magnoliopsida, Fabales, Fabaceae. The record is from RefSeq and is a predicted model, not a curated record. The transcript has a single exon. Gene Ontology annotation, biological process: defense response to other organism. Bases 163 to 3813 code for a protein of 1216 amino acids. Gene Ontology annotation, molecular function: ADP binding.